Molecule: messenger RNA, 4821 nt
Organism: Cololabis saira (Pacific saury)
Lineage: Eukaryota; Metazoa; Chordata; Actinopteri; Beloniformes; Belonidae
Gene: npnta
Product: nephronectin a
Exons: 14
Coding region: 399-2282 (627 amino acids)
Cellular component (GO): membrane
Molecular function (GO): calcium ion binding
Source: RefSeq, a predicted model, not a curated record
GAGGACGAGAGAGGGAGGGAGCUGUGCGCUCUCCUCCCAGCAGAGCGCGUCCCGCUACACACACACACACACACACACACACACACACACACACACACACACACACACACACACACACACACACACACACACACACACACACACACACACACACACACACACACACACACACACACACACACACACACACACACACACUCCCCUCUCUGCUUCCAGGCGGCGCGGCCGGCUCGUCUCUCCCCCUCCCGGACACCGCAGAUGAUCCCUCACAUCCGAGCGCCUUCCGCGAGCACCAGAGAAACUCUUGCCGUCUCCGUUUCACUGUUUUCUCCACAGUCACCCGGCGCGUUUGGAUUACGGAGAGCAGCAAACAGCGUCGGCGCGUAAUUCCCGAAAUCAUGGAAUUGUGGAUAAAGUUGAUGUUGUUGUACAUCUGCUGCUGUGGCGCAAACGCAGACUUCGACGGCAGGUGGCCCCGACAGAUGGCAUCAUCAAAUGGCCUGUGUCGAUACGGGGCCAGGGUGGACUGCUGCUGGGGAUGGACGCGUCGUUCCUGGGGUCACUGCCAGCCUCUCUUCGCCUUAACUCACAGAGUAGCCGGGAUAAGGUGCCGGCCCCAAGCUGUGUGCCAGCCUGCCUGUAAACACGGAGACUGCGUGGGGCCGAAUAAAUGCAAGUGCCAACCCGGCUUCACGGGCAAGACCUGCAAUCAAGAAGAGGCGCUGGACUACUUAACCCCAGCAGUAUGGACCAGUCACCUUCCUAUAUUUCUUCCCAUGGACCAUCUGCCAGUGGGAGUGGUGAUGGAGGACCUGAAUGAGUGCGGGCUGAAGCCAAGACCCUGCAAACACAGGUGCAUGAACACAUUCGGGAGUUACAAAUGCUACUGCCUGAACGGCUACAUGCUGAUGCCGGACGGGACCUGCGGAAAUGUUCGCACUUGUGCCAUGGCCAACUGCCAGUACGGCUGCGAGGUGCUGAAAGGAGAGGUCCGAUGUCAGUGUCCGUCGCCGGGGUUACAGCUGGCUCCUGAUGGAAGAACCUGUGUGGAUGUGGAUGAGUGUGCCACAGGGAUCGCCGUGUGCCCCCGGUUCAGGAAAUGCAUCAAUACCUUUGGCAGCUACAUCUGCAAGUGCCACGAAGGCUUCGAACUGCAGUACAUCAAUGGGAAAUACCAGUGCCACGAUGUGGAUGAGUGCUCUCUGGGUCAGAGCCACUGCAGCAGCUUCGCCACCUGCUACAACACGCCGGGCUCAUACAAGUGCAAAUGCAAAGAGGGCUACAGGGGGAUGGGGCACGACUGUAAACCUAUUCCAAAGGUGAUUAUUGAUCCUCCGAAACCAGGCAAACUCCCUCCAAAUCAUCACAACCAGAUUCCAGAUUUGGAUCACCGUAGGACCACCACCACACGGUCACCAGUGACUCAAAAGAGAAUCUUCCCCAUCACCCCUAAAUCAACAACCAAAGCAACGACCAAACCGCCGCUGCCUCCCAAGAGGGUCACUCCAACUGCACUCAAGCCAGUGGUUCCUACCCGGAAGCCCUUCAUCCCUACAAGAAAGCCCUUCAUCCCUACCAGAAAGCCAUCAACACCCACACGCAAACCCUACAUCCCACCAAGGCCUGUGGCUCCCACCAGACAACCCACGCCACCGCCAUUUGUCACACCAGUGGACAACACUAUCCAGAAGGAGGUCACUAAACAGAGAGGGGAUGUCCAUAUCCCUCGGAACAACGGCCACAACACCGUUCUCGUCAACGGCUUUGACAUUGAGCUUGGCAACACUGCAGAUGAAGCCAAGGAUGACCCAGAGUCGGGGUAUCUGAGCUGCUCCUUUGAUGAUGGUCUUUGCGGUUGGAUCAGGGACAAAGAUGGAGAUCUGCACUGGGAGACGACGCCUGAUCCGACAGGUGGCCGGUACCUCACAAUCCCAGAAACAGGAAAUAAGAGGACAGGACGAGGGGCCCGGCUGGUACUUCCGCUCACCCCGCCCUGGAAUGAUGGGAACUUGUGCCUGUCAUUCCGGCACAAGUUGGCAGGACACCAUGUGGGAAUGCUUCAAGUGUUUGUGAAGAAAGGAAAACAGUACAGUCCAGCAGUCUGGGGCCGAACGGGUGGUAACGGAUGGAGGCACACACAAAUCACACUCUGGGGUACAGGCCUGGAAAGUGUGAUCCUCAAGGGGGAGCGUGGGCGAGGCAGGAGUGGGGAGAUGGCUGUGGACGACAUCACCUUGAGUAAAGGCACCUGCACAGAGGAACACAAUCUGAGGAGACUCUGACUGAUGGAGCAGAGAAGGACAAGAAAAAACAGGAUGGAAAAUCAUCUCAAAGGAGAAUUGACUCUGUUGUGACACCGCACUCUCUCUCUCUGCCUGAGCCCUCACUCGUCCCUCGCUCAUCACUCCGGUGCUCUUGUGAACGGUAUCAUCUACAGAAUAUUGGGUUUCCCUUGCUUGACCGUCCAACCGUGAAUAAAACGGACUGAACAGAAUCUCAUAGGUGGAUCCUGGCGGCACAUUCAGAUCCUCACGCUCCACAUCCUUCAAACUCAGAAAUUUGCAUGCGCUAAUUUAUCAUGUUCACAUCCUCCCCCUCACACGGGCCUUGGCAUGCACAGCUGAGAGGGUGAGAUUCAGUCAUUUCUUCCUGGAGAGAGGACUAUUCCUUUACUUUGGAGUCUGCUUUUGCCAAACUUUCAAAUUUUAACCACAAGUCAUUGCUUUUGUUUAGCUUGAUAGUAAAACAUGUGACCUGGGGUGCAUCUUGUGGCAGUUUUAAUGAGCAUAGUGGUAUAUUGAUUUUUUGGUGCAUUUAUGUAAUGUAAGAGACAGUGCUCUGAUCAGAAUUUACGUUUAAACCAGAUUCAGUGUAAACUGUAAACAAAUUCUUCCCCUUUCUUAAAAAAUCCAAUUCACAUAGAACCUUUUUUUCCAAGAUGCCUUUCAAAUAACAGCCACCUGCUCGUUUCCUUCCUUUUUUAUUGCUUUUUGGCCUGAUUGUAAUAUUUAUUAUAGUGCCAUCUACACCACCUCACGCAUACUCUCGUACACUAUGUUCAUAGGCUACCGGCCCAAAUCACAAUUUUAGCAUAUCCACAUCAUUUAUAGAUAGAUUUUUGGCAGUCUGACGAACCAAAAGCUACAUGAAAUAUAUAUACAUAUGUAUAUUUCUUUUUUCUUAAUGUGAUUCAAACCACAGGAAGUUCCAAAUAAAAUUCCAAUUGGAUUUUCACAGAUGUGUCUCGCUCUGAACAACCCUAUUUUAGGUUGUUCAAAUUGGAUAAAAUUUUGGAUCAUUUGCAAUGCAACACAAACAAUGAUUAUGUCUGCCACGGUGGGAAAGCGCUCAAUUUGUUCUGUUUUCAUCAUAGACUGUAUAAAAGCAACUGGACAAACCAUCUGGGACAUGAAGAUAUUUAUAUCCUGAAACAUAGAAUGGACGAUAACAAGAAGGAAGAAAUCCUCGAAAGUGGGCAGAACACACUGACCUUUACUCAGCCACUUAGUUGAGGUCAGCUUAGCUCAUGUUAAGUUGGGAUGAUAACUAGCAUUCAUUCUCAUCGAGUCUGGCUGGUUAUUUUUGUAGUGAUAUCUUAUAUAAAGGCUUCCAAAGCUGAAAUGAGGGCUGCCAAAUCUCCAGCGAGGUCUGACAGAGCCAUUUGUCACUAGCUAAGCCUCUGCCUUGCUGGGGUUCUCAAGCAGGGUAGCCAGCAACGCUGACUGGACUCGAAGUGUAAAUCAGACCCCACCAGCUUGGCCAUGAAAGGUGUUGUGGCAAACGUGCAUCACCUGGACUGCAAUUGUAAGUCAGACCCCACCAGUUUGGCCUUGAAUGGUGUGGUGGUGAACGUUCAUCACCUGGACUAGGCAGACAAAGCAUUACCCAGCUCAGUGCUUGGCCGACUUGUCAACAGCUGCCUCCGGCAUGAGGCCGAUUCAGCAGGCAUUCGGUGGCCUUCUCCCCUGGACCCUUGAGACCAACCUGCAUGAUGUCAGUAAAAAUUGUCUCACUUUUGGCACCAGACCCUAGAGGUCAUUAAAGGCACUGCAAGUUUUUCAACUUCUGAAUUGAAGACUAAUAAGCAAACUAUAUUUAGCCGCUUGCCACGACAGUUAAAGCAUCGACUACAAUGGCAUAACAUGGACGGACGCUGAAAUACAGCGUUACACAGUAGCCUCCUCCUGCACUUUCUUAUACUUUAUUGAAAAUCUACACUGUGGCUUCACAUAAUCAUUUGCAACAGUGGCAAAACAACUCCACCACUCUUCACUAUGGUUUGUUUACAUCAUUUCUAUACAUGUAAAUAGAUCACCAUAGCAACGAUGUAGAUUAAGGACUGUCACCAAGGAGACGCUGAUCAGAUGUGAUCACUUCCAAUACACAAUCUAAACAGUCAGUGUGGAAAAUUAGAUUCUGAUUGGAAAUGACUUAAAAUUGGAUUUACAGUAGGCUAUAAUCUGAAGAUAGCCUUACAUAUCGCAGUACAAACUUUUUUUUAUUUUCCAUGACCACGUAUUGGAUACGCUAUGCUUUCAAGCUGCCUGAAAUGUGCAAAAACAGGAUCAGUUCAUGAUUUUUGACACAAAUUAACAGUUUCUUUCUAUUGUGCUUUGUUAUAUUAAGUACAUUUGUAUACAGACAACAAUACAAACAACUUUUUUCACAAACGGUACACUUGUAAAUGUAGUUGUGUGUACAUACUCUAUACAAUCCCAUUUGUUGUGUGAUUUAUAUGUUAUGUAAAUUCAAAUAUGAAUGUUAAUUGGAUUUCAAGUGGUUGGUAUUUCAUCUUUUAAUUAAAGAACACAUGGAAAGAUG